Messenger RNA from Ilyonectria robusta, 1182 nucleotides. RefSeq lists its product as uncharacterized. NCBI's taxonomy places the organism in Eukaryota, Fungi, Ascomycota, Sordariomycetes, Hypocreales, Nectriaceae. The record is from RefSeq and is a predicted model, not a curated record. The transcript has 2 exons. The coding region runs from base 74 to 1096 and encodes 340 amino acids.
AAAAUCAUCAACACUCGCAUCCCACAAGCUCCAACAACAUACAAACAAACCUCUCGAACCCAACGUCAGCAUCAUGGCACAGAAAUACGCAAAGGACCAGCCUCAGGGCUUCGCCAAUAAGAUUGAGAGGGUUGCCAUUAUCGGUGCCGGCGGAUCCGUCGGACAGUUUCUUGCCCAGGCAUUGGUUGGCACUGGGAAACAUAUCGUCACCGCCAUCAGUCGUGCUGGAAGCACCACUAAGAUGCCUUAUGGGGUCAAGGUCGCCUCGGUUGACUACGACGAUGAAGGUUCCCUCGUCGCCGCUCUCAAGGGCCAGCAGUUCCUCGCCAUCACCAUGUCUGUGACUGCUCCUCACGACACCCAAGAGAAAGUCAUCAAGGCGGCUGCCAAAGCAGGUGUGCCUUGGAUCAUGCCAAACUGCUACGGUACCGAUGUUCACAACAAGGAGCUAGCUCGGGACAACUUCACUGGAGAAGGGGUUCUGAGCGGAAUUAAAGCCAUCGAGGAUGUUGGCUUUUCAUCGUGGAUCACCAUGUGCUGUUCGUUCUGGUAUGAGUUUUCCAUUGCACAAGCUCCGGAGUGGUACGGCUUUGACUUCGCCAACAAGAAGAUGACGCUUUACGAUGACGGAAAGACUCGCAUCAACACAUCUACAUGGCUGCAGUGUGGAAGAGCCAUUGCCGCUCUGCUAAGCCUCAAAGAGUUGCCGGAGGAUGAGAACGACCAAUCCCCGACGAUUUCGCGCUGGAGGAACAAGCCCAUGUAUGUCUCAAGCUUCCUGGUUUCGCAGCGAGAGAUGCUCGAUAGCAUCCAGCGCGUAACCGGAACAACGGACAAGGACUGGACGAUUGAAUAUGAAGGAGCCAAAGCUCGUUGGGAACGAGGAGUGAAAUUGAUGCAAAGCGGUGACCCACGAGGCAGAGCCCAGGCUAUGUAUUCGCGUACAUUCUUUUCCAAUGGCGAUGGAGACUUUCAGUCCAAAUAUGGCCUCGACAAUGACAUUCUCGGCCUCCCAGAGGAGCACAUGGACGAGGCGUCGAGAAGAACAAUGGCAAUGGUCGAUGGAGGAUAUAACUACUUUGCGAACAGGAUUUGAGAGAGUGGUGGGCGAUGAACGGAUAGAAAGCUAGUGAGACAUAAACACACUGUUAUACCAGUUUGAAACAGUUGCCUCCAUUCCAG